AUGGCGCCACAAGAUUCAUUCAUAGAAGAUGAGGAGGAUACCUGCCCUCUCUGCAUCGAAGAGUUUGAUCUUUCGGAUAGGAAUUUCAGACCUUGUCCUUGUGGAUACCAGGUGUGCCAGUUUUGCUUCAACAACAUCAAGAAUAAUAUGAACGGCCUUUGCCCUGCUUGCCGACGACCUUACGACGAAAAAACCAUACAGUGGAAAGUUGUUACGCAAGAAGAAGUCGCCGAGUUUCGGGCCAAUAUUCAAAAGAACCAAAAGAAGCGAGCUCUAGAUCAACGACAAAAAGAACUACAGAAACGCGAAGCCGAAAAGGAGAACCGUAAGAAUCUGAUCGGCGUUCGUGUUGUCCAAAAGAACUUGGUCUAUAUCACGGGUCUUGCACCGACAGUUCGAGAGGAUGAACUUCUCAAGACGCUACGAAAGCCCGAGUUCUUCGGCCAGUACGGAAACAUCCAAAAGAUAUCCAUUAGUAACCGAAAGAGCUCUGAUGGCCAACAUCAGUCGCUUGGCAUUUACGUGACCUUCGAACGUCCGGAAGAAGCGACGCGGUGCAUCCAAGCUGUGCACGGAUCCCACAACGGUGAUCGAGUCCUGAAGGCGCAGCACGGCACGACGAAAUACUGUUCAGCUUGGUUAAAGAAUGAAAAAUGCGGCAAUCCUGGUUGCAUGUUCUUGCAUGAACAAGGCGAUGAGGAGGACAGUUACUCACGACAAGAUUUGUCCUCUAUGAACAGUAUAGGGUCUCAACGGCCUCUCCCCGGAGGCAGUUCGCGGUCGGCUUCCCGACAACAGAUAUCUCAUCCUACGCCGCCCCCCGUUGUAUCCCAUCCGAUGACGCGCUCCAUUAGUAAAGAGGGUUCUGAGAACGGUACCGAUGGAUCAGCUCUACCUUCCUCAGCCAACUGGGCCCGUAAUCCACAGCGAAGUCGCAGAGGCAGUCUUGCUACUAGUGGUGCUGCUUCCAGCCCUGCUAUUUCAACAGCCCAGCCUGUCACCGCAGAGCCUGUACCAGAAGAAGCAGUCGAGGAGGAAGACGAGGAUGAGUUGGAGGAAGAGGAACCUCAGCAAUCGGAGCUAGUUGCUGGACCGUCAUCAUCUAGGACCCGGGAGCCUGAAUCACCCGCACAAGCUCAAGAGUCACCUGAUACAUGGCUUAAGGAGAUUUACAAGACCUUGCAAAGUUGUCCCAUGCCUAUCUUUCCUGACUUUGACGAAGACCAAUACCCACCUAUGUUCGAUCCUCGUGGUGGUGAGAAGCGCCGGGCUAUGCGAGAAGAGGAGGAUUCACGUUUGACCGGAGAACAGGAAGAGCAACCCGAGGUUCAUGAGCCAUCAGAAGGAGAACCUGAGACCGGUGGCAGCCUUGCUCUUGGAGGAGAGCCUGAGGACCGUGACACUUCUAGUGACAACCGAGGUUUUGAUCGCCGACCUAGUACUCAGCCUCCUAUUCAGCGACUUUCUACUGACGGCCUCUUUGGACCUUCUCUCACCGGCGCUUCACCCUUUGGCCAGAGCUCGGCGAACCCUGGUUCGCGGUCUAUGACGCCGCAGCAGCUGUAUCUUCGAUCUCAGGGCGGAUUUGGCGAUGCCCCCCCUGGUAUAACCAGCCAAAGCAAUGCUUUCCAGAAUCAGGGUCAAAGCCAAGGUCAAGGCCACAACCGUCAGUCCUCUCGAUUCAGCUUCGCCAACGACAACGCGAGCUCUUCUACCAACGUUAAGGUCGCAGCCAACCCGCGUAUCAUGGCCCAGCAAUCCUCUAUGAUGCCCAACACGUUUCCGUCGCAGAGCAGCAAUCAGUUUUACGGUGCCUCCAUGCCCGGGCCUCCUCCUGGUCUUAAGUCAACCGGCACUCCCCCUAGCAUGUUCGGUCAGUUUGGUGGACAGGGCUUUGGCGCCCCCAAGGACAAUUCGAGUGAGCUUCUUCAGAGUUUAAUCGGCCGCGGUCGGGCUGGUAACAACCAGUCCCACGACGCGGGAAAGCGUGAGUUUAUGAUUCCUUCUUAUUCAAACCAGUACCCACCAUCCUCUACCUCCACCCCAGCUCCUUCUUCCGGGCUCCUGCCGCCUCUCUAUGGUAAUACACCUGGAGGGUACCAAGACAUGGGCUCUAAGCAGAAGAAGAAGGGAAAGAAGCACAGACAUGCUAACACUUCCUCCUCCGGGGGGAGUGGCUUAGUAGAUCUUGCAGACCCGAGUAUCUUGCAGGCGCGAAUGCAGCACCAGUCUCAAGGCAGCGCCGGAGUCGGACAGGGCUUGUUUGGCGGUCAGAGUCAAGAUGAUGAGCUCCCAUCCCUGGACGAGGCUACGAAUUCUGUCGACGCUCUAGUUUCUGACGACCCUAUACUGCCGCCAAUUGGUUUGGAAGGUCGCACAUCUGUGCCCCCGGGCUUGUCGUUACCCCCAGGACUACCAGGCAACAUAUCGAGACCUCCAUCUGCUCAAGGUCAUGCAAAACUCACCAAUAUUGUGCCAGCGUUGCCUAGAAUGCCACCCCCUGGACUCUCACAAGGUUCUUUAACGCCUGACCAGUCGCCUGCAAAGCUAAAGCCAGCGACACCUGUCUCGGAAGCAAAGAAGAACAUCAAGUCUCUGGCGGCCGAAAGCGGACUCUCGCGGGAAAUCACGACACAAUCGCAACCGAAGCUUACAAAGGCAAGUUUCUUACAGGAUGAGGACUUUCCGGCUUUGGAUGCAUCGAAGAACAAGAGUCGACCCGCAACGCCCACACCCAAGGCUACACCAAAGGCCAAACGCCAUGCUGAGAGGAUUGUGGACAGAAUGAUGGCCAAGGCUGGAGCCAACCUAGAGAGCACGGCUCAGGAAACCAAAGCGGAGGAGGCCAAGGUUCAAGAGACCAAAGCUCAAGAAGUCAAGGCUAAGGAGACCAAGGCCCAGGAAGCGAAACCUGUAUCAUUGUCCCAGGCAGCAGACAAGAAGCCCAUUGCUGUCAACACUCAGGUUGGAAAGAAUGUGGCUGUGAAGACCAGUGAACUAUCUGCGACAACUGAGAAGUCAACAACAGAGACCUCAGCAGCCUUUCCUCCCUUGCCUACACCCUCGUCUGCCGCAAUUGCAUCCCCUGUCACACGCACAGCACCAAAGACAUUGCGCGUCAUUGCAACUCCCAAGGCUGAGGCACCUCCUCCUGCUUCUCCUGCCUUGACCAUGGCAUCGGUUGCGUUGUCAGGCACUUCUAGGGCUGUUUCCGGUAGUUACAGGCCAGAUACACCUGCCAGCGAGAUGAUUAGUGACAACGCCUCGGUGGUGUCUGCCUCUGUGACCCAUUCUCGGGCAAGCUCGCCACCCCCCAGCAGGAUUGGGUCUGCUGCGGUAAGAACCACAACCAAGAGUCAACAGCGAAAGCAACGAAAAGAUGUUUUGAAGCAAGAAACAAAGUUGAUCGCUGAGGCUCCCAUUGCAGAGGCAGAGGUACAUGCUCCUAUCAUGGGACGGAAGAAGAAACAGAAGAAGGAAAAGCCUGUUAAGGCGGCCCAGCCUGAUGCUUCUACUACCCCCGAGACUCCCGCAGACGAGCCAUCCCAGCCACCGUCUCAACAAGAGCCUGUCAAGGAGUCCGAAAGAGAGCCAGAAGAGAAGCCUGUCAAGAGCAAGACUUCUCAAAAGAAGUCAAUCAAAUCCAAGGGCAAAACAAAGGAGGUUGAGACUCAACCUUCUCCUCCUCCAGCGUCUCCUAAGGAGUCUACCCCUGAUGCCCAAGAGCCACCUGCAAGACCACAGCCUGAUCCAGCGUCGGUUUUUUCCGAGAUUAAGAACACCCUCUGGGCUUCAAGUGUCGAUAAACUCCAGCUGUUUAAGCCCAUCGCCAACGGCUCAUCUCGCACCGAUUACAGUGCUGCUAAGAACAACGCCAAUAAGGCUGAGCAUUGCAAAGACUGCUCUUGCAAAUGUGGAGAAAUUCAAGAUGAGGAUCUUGCAGCGCUGCGCGCAGGAAAGCCUGUCCGAAAGCAAUUCCACGUCGAUGGCAGCCGCAUGCUCAUUACCCCCAAUGGUGACUGCAUACGUGGCCUGACCCCUGAGGAAGAGGACGCCUUUCUAGAACUUCAAGCUGCCAUUGCCAACACGGCAGAGAACCCCGGAUCGUUCAUUGCCCCUAGACAUCAGCCUGGCAGUGGAGCAUUCUCUCUCAUCAAGGGCCGGGCUGUUCCCAAUGGACGUCCCAACAUCUUCCCCGCCACUGCCCAGCUCCAGUCUCAAGACCCCAUCGGAAAGCUUCAGCGAGAGGACGCGCUUAGCUACAUCAACCAAUACGUUCUCCCUCGCCUCAACCUAGGUGCUACGAACAUGGGAUUUCCCAAGGGAGCAUCCCCUACUAAGGAUGCUGCUGCUGCGAGUCUCAACUCUCUCGCACCCUACUUCUAUGGCCCCGAUGCCGCUGCCGGUGUGGGUAUUUACAGCCCCCCUGAUGGAGCACGGGCGAUGCAGGACUUCAGCUCAGCCGGAAUGUCGAGUGAAGAGCGUGGAAAGAACUUCGGCAUGGGUGUCGGUGGUAUGCCCUUGAUGAGCGUCGAAGAUGCAGAGGGCGCCCUUGCGGCUGCUCGACGAGAGACUGAGAAGUUGGAAAAGGGAUUGAACCAGGUAAUCAAGCGCAACAGACGACUUGUUCUUGGAGGAAACAACUAA
This is a messenger RNA of Fusarium fujikuroi IMI 58289, 4647 nucleotides long. RefSeq names its product probable MOT2-transcriptional repressor. Gene Ontology annotation, biological process: protein ubiquitination. Lineage: Eukaryota; Fungi; Ascomycota; Sordariomycetes; Hypocreales; Nectriaceae. The transcript has 5 exons. Gene Ontology annotation, cellular component: CCR4-NOT complex. The record is from RefSeq and is a predicted model, not a curated record. Bases 1 to 4647 code for a protein of 1548 amino acids. Gene Ontology annotation, molecular function: RNA binding; ubiquitin-protein transferase activity.